GGAAGUAUGAUUACUCGUCUACAGCUACCUAAUAAUUGUUUUGUUUUGGGGGUUUUUUUUUUUCCUGAAAAACGCCAAAUGCGCUUAAUUUCAUGCUAGCUACACCGUUUGAAUGUCAUUAAAUGUUUUAAAACGCGAUUUUAAAAAAAACUGAUUUGAACUACAUUAUUUAUAGCAGGCUUUCGAGACAGUUAAGCAGUUCCAAGUUGUUCUGGAGUUUCUAAUCGGAUUGAGGUGACAUGAGAAGAUUUAAACGUCUGCUAACAGCCUAGAUAAAGCUAAACUCUUAUCCUCUCUGUAAAACAUUCGCUUUUCCCUUUCAUAAACCCCAAAAAUGCCCCUUUUUAUUAACCGUGACCAAAUAUUCGCGCAUCAGGUGCACUUGCUGGAACACAAACUACGAGGUAAGGAGGAGCGAAUACUAGAAUUGGAGACAGAAAAUGCCAUUCUUCAUAUAAGGCUUGCUGAGUCUAUGGCAAAACUUGAAGAGGAGCCGGAAGUAAAAAACAGCCCACAGAUUGAGGAGAAGAACACCCGUUUACAUUCAGCCGUUGUCAAACUCAUUUCUGAGGUCAAGACUUUGAAGCAGUGCCUGAGUGAGUUCUUUGCCGUCUAUGUAAGUUUUGCCACUGAGCUAGAGGAAAAGAGCAAGCAGCUACAGGAAAUAGUGGAACAGAAAAGAUGCUCUUAUCUGCGAGAAUGUAGCCAAGAUACUGUUGACAGUUUACAAACCCGUUUGAGCGCUCUAGAGCGCUCUCUAGAGGAGGAGCGGGAGAAAUUUGGAGCAGAGAGGCAGCGGAGGAAAGAGCUUCACAACGCGCUGGUGGAGUUAAGAGGAAACAUCCGGGUGCAUUGUAGGCUGCGUCCACUUUUGCCGUUCGAUGACGUCCGGUCCUACCCUUCCAGCUCGGGGCCUGAUUCAUCAGAGCGGGUAAUUCAAGCCGUCAGUGAUGACACUGUGGUCGUAAACUGCAUGAAAGCGGGAGUGCCGGCACAAAACAAGAUGUUUGAAUUUGAGAGGGUUUACGGGCCAGAUGACUCCCAAGAAACCGUGUUUGAGGAAGUCAAGCCUCUUCUCACCUCUUUGCUGGAUGGCUACAACGUGUGCAUAAUGGCGUACGGCCAGACAGGAAGUGGCAAGACUCACACUAUGAUGGGAUCUCCUGAAUCCGACGAACCCUCUGGGUUGCGGCGAGGUGUCAUCGUCAUGGCAGCCACUGAGAUUUUCCGGCUGAUUUCCGAGAAGCCUUCAGCGAGCUACACGGUUGAGAUGUCAGUGACCGAAGUCUACAACAACGACGUGUCGGACCUGCUAGCUAAAGACGCCGGACGACGUCGGGAAAACGUCACCUCAACCAGUCAGGCUUCCUUCACUCAGGAGUCUGUUUGUGACGCCUCCGAGGUGGUGCAGAUCAUGAGUAGAGUUCUACGACUACGAGCUCACUGUUCCACUCUCGUACACGCCGAUUCGUCACGCUCUCAUAUUAUUGUCACACUCACAAUUUCCUCCAAAAGCCCCAACGCGCAAGCCUUGGCCCGUCGCCUGCAAAGCGCCAAGAAGAGAGAAUCGUGGAGUCCAAAGUGUCGCCGUGCCAACGCCAUGCGAAACUCACCUGAAGAAGGCUUCCAAAGUCCCGCCUCCUCCCCUUCGUUAUCGCCAUGCCCUUCCCCGAGAUUGGGCGCCUCGCAAUCGCCGUUUAAAACCAAACUGCAGCUGGUGGAUCUGGCAGGAAGCGAGUGUGUCGAUAUGACUGGAGUAUCUGGCGGUGCCUUGUGGGAGGUAUCCUGCAUCAACCGGAGUCUCUCUGCUCUGUCGGACGUUUUAGCCGCCUUGGCCGAGCAGAGGCCUCACGUCCCGUACAGGAACAGCAAGCUCACUCACCUCCUCCAAGACGUCAUAGGUGGCGACGCCAAGCUGCUAGUGAUGCUGUGCGUGUCCCCCACUCGCCGCUUCAUCACCGAGUCCCUGCAGACGCUGGCGUUUGGCGCCCGGGCGCGUCAAGUCCAUCGAGAUCCGGCCAGGAAGAAGAGCAACACACUUAAAACCUUUCUUCCCUCCCACAAACAUAGAAACAGCAAACCCAUACAAGCGCAGGCAAGUAAGUAGUAACGGCACAAUACAUUCAUCAACUCAACGACACGUUUGGACAAUAAGGCAAGAAGAAGAAAUAAAGAAACAAACGGACGGACAAAAACCAUGGCUGUCGUUUGCAUUUUUUUUCUCGAGCGACACAAAAUGUCUUCCGCAGGUUGCUGCUGUAGAACCAAACGAGGUAAGGCCUCUCGUUACACAGUAAAGGGGGUUCUGUGUAUGUACGUGUGAGGUGAGAAAGCUGCCUUCAUUGGUGUUCAUAACCUCUGCAUACUAAAUAUGAACAGGAACAACCAGUCAUGAAAAGCCGCCAUACUUGAGAGCUAAAAACCAGACUGGAUUAAAAAACAAUGGCUCAAGAAUUCACCCGGACUUCUGGAUUCCCUGGGGUUAAAGGUCAGUGAACGCACACGACAACGACACACGAAUUGUUCCCAAGCGGAAAAAGAACUGCAAAGAAAAUGUGCGAAAUGCAACAUGCCGUCUCCUAAGUAAAAAGACAACACACAAGGCGUGUGGUAGUGCAGAACUCGAACAGGAUGGUAUUUUGGACCACUAGAAAGACGACAACAAGGGACACGGAGAAGCCGACCGACGACGAGACGAACGAAAAAAGCGAGGAAGGGUCCGCCGUCCUCCCGUCACUCCAUCCAGUCGCCUUCGUCGAACUCGGAUUCGUCCUCCGAAUCGGAGUACUCGACGGCGAUUCGUCGGGAUAGGAUGGUGGCCACGUCGUUACCCACGCGCUCGUGCUUCGCUUCCUGCUCUCGCUGCUCUUCCACUUUUCGUAGCUGGAUGCCUAAAAGGGUUGAGGAGCAAAAAGGAAAUGUUUUACUGCCAUUGAAUUAUUGAAGUUGCUAAUUUAUGGAUUUGUUUUUUUACGAGCUAACUUGUUUCAUGCUAGCAUCAUGCUUCCUUAGCAAACAUUUCAUUUAAUCAUUUUCUUUAGCAUCUCAGAGCAUCACGGUGAUGUUACCACUUCAGAGUGUCGACCUACAACUUUGUCAAACACACCUUUAGCUUUGCUGCAUUUUUAGAAAAGACAUUGAAGAAGGUUAUGGUUAUUAGAUCUGGGAAUCUUUGGGCACCUAACGAUUCGAUUACGAUUCAGAGGCUACGAUUCGAUUAUAAAUCGAUUAUUAUUAUAUAUAUAUUUUUUUUUAACCUGUCCUGUUCAGCUGUUUGACACAGAAUGGAAGUCAAAGUGCCCGGGUUGUCUGAACCGUUUUAAUGUUUCACAUUCAGAGUCUGAUAUACUCCCAUUGUGAUCAUUCAAAAUACCUUUUUAUUAUGACAAAGCAGCGAACAGGAAGGGAUUAUGGGGGGACAGAAGAAAAGCAACACAAGAGAAGAAGGAAAAGAAACACAUACACAAACAACAACAAGAAAUACAUAGAACAUCUAGACUAAUUAUUAAUAUGCUGGUGCCAUCGUCGGCGAGAUGUAUUUCCGGUUUACACCAUGUGGGGGCCUAUUGGCCAGUGAAAGAGGGGGAUGGAGGUGGGAGUGUCUAUAAGCUAAGUGAUUGAAAGAGGUAGAGUGUACACAAAUCAGUUCUGUGAUCUAGAACCCAGUAAUCGUGUGAAUCUCUUAUGAAUGUAAGCCCGUUGGCGACCAACCCUACGCCGCCCCAUCGCCAAUCCCGGCACCAGGACCCCCAACACGAGCAUGCCCAACCGCAUCCAGCAGCACGCA
Messenger RNA from Corythoichthys intestinalis (scribbled pipefish), 3787 nucleotides. It is a transcript of the gene kif25, whose product is annotated as kinesin family member 25. Gene Ontology annotation, biological process: microtubule-based movement. Gene Ontology annotation, cellular component: microtubule cytoskeleton. The record is from RefSeq and is a predicted model, not a curated record. Bases 335 to 2107 code for a protein of 590 amino acids. NCBI's taxonomy places the organism in Eukaryota, Metazoa, Chordata, Actinopteri, Syngnathiformes, Syngnathidae. Gene Ontology annotation, molecular function: microtubule motor activity; microtubule binding; ATP binding. The transcript is spliced from 16 exons.